CUAUUAUGAUAUAAAGACUCUUUUCCAAGUAUUGCAUGAAAAUAUCGAAGAGCACGCGAUCGAUAGUGCCGAAUACCAGGUUAUAGCUCGAAAUUAGUACCCAAGGUAUACAGUGGGUCCUCGGCAAUUACCUUUACGGACGACAUCUCCGGCAUCUUGACGGAAAGGGCAACCGAAAAAGCGCAGAUUUAGUCACCUUAUGUAGGUAGGUAUAGGUAUAUCAGAGAAUUAACUCCAGGAAACCACCACCAAAUACAUAUAAGUACCUACCUACCUAGAGGUACCUAACACAAGUUGCCGAGUUGAAUUCACAAACGUCGUUUACCAAAUCUAUCGCAUCAAUUUCUUAAGCAUUUUGUGGUCGUCAAAUAUGUCUUCCCAUACUCAUACCGUCGACUCUAAGCUGAACAGAGCUGAUGAAGUUGAAGAUUUGAUCGAUGCGGUAAAAUCCCUCCUCGUACAAUUCAUCAGGGAUGCAGACAACGCAGCCUCAAGUCGAGCCAGUGGCUAUAUAGCUGCGGAUGCUCAGGGGGUACCAGGUAGAAAUGUCCUGGUAGAGAAACAUAAACCUGAAGAGUUAGCAAAGAAGCUGUGCAUAUCUAUGCCAGAGGAAGGGACAGGAAGGGAAGGCCUACUAGAUACUAUCCAGACCAUCUUGCGAUACAGUGUAAACACGUGGGAUCAGGGGUUCAUGGACAAGCUAUACUCGAGUAUCAAUCCAGUUGGCGUAAUAUCAGAUCUUGUCCUUACAGUAAUAAACACCAACGUGCACGUAUGGAAGACGUCGCCAGCCCUAACCAUCGUCGAGAAGGCGACCGCACGCAGGCUUGCAAAUCUCUUCGGUUUCACCGGUCCCAGAGCAGGCGGCGUUACUUGUCAAGGCGGCAGUGCUUCGAACUUGACUUCCCUUGUAAUCGCCCGGAACACCCUGUUUCCUGAGGUGAAAACUUCCGGCAACGGAGGUCGUCAAUUCGUACUCUUCACUAGCGAACACGGGCAUUAUUCGGUUGAGAAGGCAGCCGUAACGUGCGGUCUCGGCUCUGACAGCGUAAUCACGGUCUCAGUCGACUCAGCCGGUCAGAUGGUCCCGUCAGCGCUUCGCGAAGCUAUUGUUCGUGCUAAGGACGAGGGGAAAACGCCCCUUUACGUCAACGCAACCGCCGGAACAACGGUGUGGGGAUCAUACGACCCAUUCGCCGAGAUCGCCCCCAUUUGCAAGGAAUUUGGCGUCUGGCUCCAUAUCGAUGCCUCGUGGGGUGGACCGGCUAUCUUCUCCGCAGCGCAGCGACACAAGCUAACCGGGUCAGAGCACGCCAACUCCCUGACCGUCAACCCUCACAAAAUGCUCAACGUGCCGAUACCCUGCUCCUUCCUCCUCACCAAUGAUGUUAGCGUCUUCCAGCGCGCCAACACCCUGCGUGCGGGCUACCUGUUCCACGAUGCAGCCGUCGAGGAUGAGGUUUGGGACCUGGCAGACCUGACGCUUCAGUGCGGGCGCCGUGGCGAUGCCUUGAACAUGGCUCUUUCGUGGAUCUACUACGGGGAUAAAGGGAUCGAAAAGCGUGUCGACCACGCGUUCGAUACUGCGGCGUAUCUCGCAACGCUAGUGCAGGAGUCAGGCGACUUUUACCUCCUGUCGAGCAACCCACCCCCAUGUCUCCAGGUGUGCUUCUAUUACGCACCGGGCGGCAUAUUACCCGACGACCAAGAGGAAACUACGCGGCGGACUAGUCAGAUGGUUGCGAAGCUUGUGUCGAGGGGGUUCAUGGUGGACUACGCGCCCGGCCCAAGGGGCAGUCUUUUCCGCGUGGUAGUGAACACGCAGACUCUGAGGAGUACCGUAGAGGGGCUUGUCAAAGCAUUGAGAGAGGUUGGAAAGGAGGUUGUUCCGUCUUAAACCAGCGUAUACCCACUAUAGCCUCAACUUUGUAAGGUAGCUGUGCGUUCGACGCAUUGUUAUCUUGCCCUAUGGAAGA
Molecule: messenger RNA, 1976 nt
Organism: Daldinia caldariorum
Lineage: Eukaryota; Fungi; Ascomycota; Sordariomycetes; Xylariales; Hypoxylaceae
Product: PLP-dependent transferase
Exons: 4
Coding region: 371-1897 (508 amino acids)
Biological process (GO): carboxylic acid metabolic process
Cellular component (GO): cytoplasm
Molecular function (GO): pyridoxal phosphate binding; carboxy-lyase activity
Source: RefSeq, a predicted model, not a curated record